AACCAGGCCCUAGAGAAACAGAAAGAAUACAUUGCCUGCCUUAGGAAUGAGCGAGAUACGCUCAGAGAGGAGCUGGCUGACCUGAAGGAGACAGUGAAGACAGGAGAGAAACAUGGCUUAGUUAUAAUCCCCGAUGGCACUCCCAAUGGUGAUGUCAGUCAUGAACCAGUGGUUGGAGCCAUCACCGUGGUGUCUCAGGAGGCUGCUCAGGUCUUGGAGUCUGCAGGAGAAGGUCCACUAGAUGUCAGGCUACGAAAACUUGCUGGAGAAAAGGAAGAGCUACUAUCACAGAUCCGGAGGCUGAAGCUGCAGCUGGAGGAGGAGCGGCAGAAGUGCUCCCGGAGCGAGGGCUCGGCGGCUGACAUGGCGGGGCUGCACAACGGCUCCGACCUGCAGUUCAUCGAGAUGCAGAGAGAUGCCAAUAGACAAAUUAGUGAAUACAAAUUUAAGCUUUCAAAGGCAGAACAGGAUAUAGCCACGUUGGAGCAGAAUAUCAGCCGGCUGGAGGGCCAGGUGCUGAGGUAUAAGACCGCCGCGGAGAACGCCGAGAAAGUGGAAGACGAACUGAAGGCGGAGAAGAGGAAGCUACAGCGAGAGUUACGAACGGCACUGGACAAGAUUGAGGAGAUGGAGAUGACCAACAGCCACCUGGCCAAGCGGCUGGAGAAGAUGAAGGCCAACAGGACAGCACUUCUGGCCCAGCAGUAGGAGGCUGCCCUCCGGCCCGGGCGCCGCUCCUGAGGCCCCUCCCAGAGGGACUGACUUUUUGUUCAUUGACACAGACCCCCCUUCAGUACUGUUGGAGUUUUGUCAUUAAAAUAGCCACCUUUGUAUUUUAUAAUUUAUGAGAAUGAAACAGGUUUGAAUCUUCAUGAAUGAAUACUCUGGAUUUC
This is a messenger RNA of Leptonychotes weddellii (Weddell seal), 893 nucleotides long. NCBI's taxonomy places the organism in Eukaryota, Metazoa, Chordata, Mammalia, Carnivora, Phocidae. The record is from RefSeq and is a predicted model, not a curated record.